Molecule: messenger RNA, 684 nt
Organism: Guillardia theta CCMP2712
Lineage: Eukaryota; Cryptophyceae; Pyrenomonadales; Geminigeraceae
Exons: 9
Coding region: 33-539 (168 amino acids)
Molecular function (GO): Hsp90 protein binding
Source: RefSeq, a predicted model, not a curated record
AGAAAUCUUCUAUUUCAUUCUCUCUGAUCAACAUGGCAACAAAGACUGCGUUCGAUGACCUCGGACCAGAAGCAAACAAGACUGUCGAUGAAUUCAUGGAAAGUGCCGCACACAACUUCAACCUGAGCCCUAGCGCCACACCUCCAAAGGCUCCUGCGGAUAUGGGACCUCCAAAGGAUGCUCACGAAGCGAAGGAGAGGGGCAACGCGUGCUACAAGGCUCGUCAGUAUGCUGAAGCUGUCGGCUACUACGAGCAAGCCAUCAAGAUGUGCGACGACACGGAGCAGCUCAAGAUCUACUAUAGCAACAGGAGCGCAGCCUACUUUGGCCUCAAGAUGUUCAUCGAGUCUCGCUCAGACGCGAUCAAGUGCACUGAGCUCGACUCCAUGUGGGCCAAGGGAUGGUACCGCAAGGGCCUGGCGGAGGAGGGCCUCGAAAAGUAUCACGAUGCCGAAGAAUCCUUCCGAAUGGGUGUCGACUGCGCCCCGCGCGACGAGGCGCUUCAGCGGGCCUUGCAGGAGGUCAAGAUGAUGCUGUGAAUGCUUCAGCUGGGGUGGACGGCCCAGCUGAACUCGAGCUGGUACGAGUUGUCGAUUGCUAACAGCAGCUAACAGACAAGAGCAAGUAGUUUGCGCGUCUCUUGCUGACGUCACACAGCCUUAAGUGUAUAAAGUUGAAUAGCAG